AUGGAAAUUGAGUUUGAUUUUGCCAUUUCAUCCUACAGAAGCAACCAUAUUGAACACAAGCACAAGGGUAACAGAGUUUGCACAAAGAUGAGUGGACCAGCUGUAGAGAUCAUGAAAAACAUUUUGGAGAAACUUGAUUUGUGCUAUGAGUUCGUUGUUCCUCCUGACGGAUUAUGGGGUUCCCCCUUCCCUAAUGGGUCCUGGUUCGGCAUGAUGGGGAUGCUCCAGCGAAAGGAGGUGGACGUGGCUGUGGGACCCUUCGCAGUGACGAGGGCGAGAGAAGCUGUUGCAGACUUCAGCAUUCCCAUUUUCUCAGAUGAACAUGUCAUCUUCUUCAGGAGGCCGAGAAUCGAGCCCGAUCUCUUUGGCUUUAUCAAGCCUCUCGGUCUGACGGUGUGGACAACAGUCUUGGCUUCGCUGUUCAUAGUGACCGCUGCUGACCUCGUUCUGUUUGCCUUUGAUCAGGACGAACCUAGUGUGUCUGCCGAUCAUCAGUCCUGGCUCUGGGGAUUCAUGCUUGUUGGACAAGUGCAGCUUAGACAAGGAAGUAGACGUGGGAUGGUAGCACUGUGGCUGUUGACAGCAUUUAUUAUUGCUUCUGUCUACAAGAGUAACUUGAAGGCCAUGUUGAUCGUGCCAAAGGUUUUCGUUCCCUUCGACUCCUUGGAAGAGAUGGUGGAUCAAAGAGAUGUCCCGUGGAUCAUUAUUAAAGGCUCUAUAAUUGAAAACUUUUUUGAGGUUGCUUACAAGGAAGACCCCUCCUCGGUCAUGGGGCGGGGAUGGGCGGGGCACCAAUGGCUGUCGACCUCUCCACUAGAUCAUUUGCAAAGCAUGUUCAAUGGGUAUGCCGGAAUGGUGGGACGAUAUCCUGCUAUAUACAGAAUGUCUCAGGACUUUGGCGAGACUGGAACAUGCCGCCUGAUGGUGGCCCGCAAAGGCUUCAUUCCCGUUACAUACAGUUUUGGAUUCCCUCAAAAUUCCGAGCUGAUACAACGAAUCGAUCCUCUGAUCUAUAAACUAAAAGAAUUCGGCAUAAUCGACAAAUUCCUGAAGGAGGACACGAGCAACGCCACUCAGUGCCUCAAGUUCCCGGGGACUGAGAAAACCUCCGACCUUCGGCCCUUGGCGCUCGGCGACUUCUACGGCGUCUUCUGCCUCUACGCCGUCGGUAAGUGCCGCCAGUGCCUGCAGAAUGAGGAUGUGCUUGAGAAGCAUCUGGUGCUUGGUGGCCUCUUCCUUCCUGGCCGGGUUAAUUUCCGUAAUUCUGCCGGGGUCCCGAGUUCCCUUGCCUUUGUGCGCGAGAGCUCGAGUGGGCCAGCGGGCCAUCCGGCGGGAGGGCUGCUGAAGAGCUUCCAUACACGAGGCUCGUAUCUUAUCAGCUGUGCAGAAAGCCUGUCGCUGGCCUACACGGGGAAGGAUUGCUGGAAUCUGCUAGACAUUGUGGAUAUUCAGAAAUUAGUUUAUUAUUUUUAG
Messenger RNA from Penaeus vannamei (Pacific white shrimp), 1473 nucleotides. NCBI's taxonomy places the organism in Eukaryota, Metazoa, Arthropoda, Malacostraca, Decapoda, Penaeidae. The record is from RefSeq and is a predicted model, not a curated record.